Aegilops tauschii subsp. strangulata is the source of this 2523-nucleotide messenger RNA. Lineage: Eukaryota; Viridiplantae; Streptophyta; Magnoliopsida; Poales; Poaceae. The record is from RefSeq and is a predicted model, not a curated record.
AUGGCCGCGGUCGUGACCGGAGCGAUGGGCACCCUCCUGCCCAAGCUCGCCAACCUGAUCACCAAGGAGUACAACCUUCACAAGGGUGUCAAAGGCGAGAUCAUGUUCCUCAAAGCUGAGAUGGAGCAUAUGGAGGCGGCUCUGGUUGAGAUCUCUGAGGCGCCAAUUGACCAGCCGCCUGACAAGCAGAUCAAGCUUUGGGCCAAGGAUGUGAGGGACCUAUCAUACGACCUCGAAGAUAACAUUGACAAGUUCAUGGUGCACAUCGAAACCCAUGGACAGCCAGAGAGGUCACACAGCUUCAGGGGUUUCAUUGAUAAGUGCCUCAGCCUGCUGACCAAGGGCAAGAUUCGGCACAAGAUCGGCAUCGAUAUCGAAGACAUCAAGAGACACAUCGAGGAGAUCAGUGAGCGGCGUAAAAGGUACCAGAUUGACGGUAAGGCUCCUGCCAAGCCACCUGGUCCAACUGUUGACACCCUUCGCCUGUCAACCUUGUAUAAAAAGGCGACGGAGCUCGUUGGCAUUGACGAGAAGAGCCUUGAGGUAGUCGAGAUGUUGACAGAGGGAGACGACGUUUCCAAGAAACAGCUCAAGGUGGUCUCUAUUGUUGGAUUUGGUGGAUUAGGCAAGACAACCCUUGCCAAUGCAGUGUAUAAGAAGAUGAAAGGACAAGUCAAUAUUCAAACACAAAAACCGCAAUUUGAUUGUGCGGCUUUUAUUUCAGUAUCUCUUAAUCCUAACAUGAAGCAGAUUUUCAAGAGCUUGCUCCAUCAACUUGACAAGCACACGUACCAGAACAUUAAUGAGGCAUCUUGGGGUGAAGAACAUCUCAUUAGUGAGAUAAGUACAUUCCUUGAAAACAAGAGGUAUGUAUGGUACUUGAUUGUUAUUGACGACAUAUGGGAUAAAUCUGUCUGGGAAAAUAUCAAAUAUGCUUUGCCUGAAAAUGAAUAUGGAAGUAAAAUAAUCACAACAACUCGCAUUCUUGAUGUUGCCCAGCAAGCUGGUGGUUUAUAUCGUCUGCAACCUCUUUCUGUUGUUCAGUCAAGGAAGUUAUUCUACCAAAGAAUAUAUGGCACUGAGAAUAAAACAACACCCGCUCAAUUGGUUGAAGUAUCUGAGAACAUUCUGAAAAGAUGUGGUGGGGUGCCUUUAGCUGUCCUUACAAUUGCUAGUUUGCUGUCCAGUAAAAUGGAAAGAGCACAUACACAUGAGUAUUGGUCCAAGGUGCAUAAGUCUAUGGGUUCAGGGCUAGAUAAUAGUCACGAUGAUGUGAAGAACAUGAGACAGAUAUUAUCAGUCAGUUACUGUGAUCUACCUCCACACCUAAAGACUUGUUUACUGCAUCUUAGUGUGUAUCCAAAGGAUUAUGAGAUUAAAACAGAAGAACUGAUAUGGAAAUGGGUGGGUGAAGGUUUUGUGAAAAAAGAACAGGGGAAGAGGUUGUAUGAAGUAGGAGAGGCUUACUUAGACCAACUCAUUAAUAAAAGCUUGGUCCAACCUGAAAGAUUUGACAAUGAGAACAAAGUGCACUCUUGUUGUGUUCACGAUAUGGUGCGUGACCUUAUCAUUUCCUUGUCAAAUGAGGAGAAUUUCCUAACUGUAGUUGGUGGUCAGCAGCCAGUGUAUCUACCAAGUAAGAUCUGCCGACUGUCCAUCGAGACAUGCAUUGAAGAAGUUGCUAAUCAGCUGCCAACCACGGGCUUGGCCCAUGUGAGGUCACUUACUAUGUCUAGCCUAGCUUUCAGUUUGUUGCCAGCGCUUUCGUGUUUUCCAGUCCUACGCGUGUUGGAUUUAACUGGAUGCGAUAAAGUGGACAAUAAUCAUUGGAAGGAUCUAUGCAGUUUGUUUCACCUGAGAUAUCUGCGUUUAAAGGGUACAUCUAUCACUAAGAUCCCGAAAGCUAUUAGGAAUCUAAAAUUUAUGCAAGUGCUGGACAUAUGGCCCACAAUAAUAGAAGAAGAGCUGCCGUCAACAUUUGUUCAACUAACACAACUGUUGUUCCUAAGUAUUACAAUGAAAACACUAGGAGAGCAGGAUCUUCAAGUCCUUUGGAGCAUACCAUCUCUCAGCGAACUCUGCAUAAUGGUGAAGGAACCUAAACACAGAAGAGUACUUCAGUUUGGUGAUUUCAUAUUGGGUUUAGAGAACCUCUAUUCGCUUGAGCAUAUUGAUGUUACAGUCUUUGAUGAGCACAAAGAGAUGCAGACUAUGAAGAAUGCAUUCGAGGAAGAGAUAAGAUUGAACCAGAACAUGCCCAAACCGACAUUGAGAACAUUGGAACUUGGCUACGAAGUUGUGAGGGCAAAGUCGGUCAUCAUUGACCCAGGGCUCUACCUGAAGGUGGGCGUGCUCUGGAUACCACAUAGCCAGAGUGUCCCAACAGCCUUCAAGCUCUUCACCUGUAACAUCCUUGAGCCGGUAAUGUCCUGGGCGAGGUAUGCCCUCCUCUCCUUCCAUUUACUGUUAGCUCUUGAUGUUGUGUGUAAGAUGUUGCUUGGCUUAUUUAUCUUCUAUAUGUGA